GACGGUGUGAAAGCCUGCUAUGAGAGAUCUAAUGAAUAUCAGCUGAUUGAUUGUGCGCAGUAGUAAGUAUUGUUCUGUUCUGCUGUAUAUUAACUGUGAGAUACAAUUUGUUUUAAAGUCCUUUGGAUUGUCCUGAUGCUUACUUUUCCCUAUGCUGGAAAAUAAGGAUUAGGUGCUAUGGACUGAAUUCCUGCUAGUCAGCCAUUCAGAGAUCUAGCUAGCUGGUGUUGAGUUCAACAGUAUUGUCUACAUUGAAAACCUUGCCAGUACUUUGACAUAGGCUGACACCAGAUUUCCCAUUUAUACCACGUGACAGUCAACUUCAGAUCCUGCAGCAAAUUUUAAUGACUUGGAAAGUACAGUGUAGCUUUUCCUUUUGAUGCAGUUUCUUUAUCUAAAACAAAAAUGGCAGCAGCCUGUGAUCAGUCACCAAGACUUCUGCUUGUGUACCUUGGUGCACAUAUCUGAAAAUGAUUUAUUCCUUUCUGUUAUUACCACCACUGUGAUAUUGUCCCAAGAGAGACUGCUUCAUGUUUGCAGUACAGCGUGGUUCAGUUUUUUUUUAAUUGCAAUAUGUUUGUGAUAAUUGCGACAAUUCCUGAUAUUUUCGUGAUGUAACUAAAGAACUGCAAGACUUGAAUUUAGAAAAUUAAUUGUUAAGACUGCUUUUUAUUAGCUUACACUCUGUUUCUUUUGGAGAUAUGGAAAUUAAUUGUAGUGGUCAAGGAAAUAGAAGCUUCCUCUUUUCACAAGAUGAAGGAGGACUGUGGUUUGUCUGUGACCGAGUCUCAUAAGGAACAUUUGGUGAAAUAAAAUUUGUAAGGUUCUUUUUUUGUUUGGGUAGGUAGACUUCGAGGUAAAUCAACAAUUAGCUCUGUUUGAAGAUACCAGGGAGAUAAUUUUUCUAUGACUUGCUCAGCUCCAGGUCUUUCAAAGGCCCUUUGAAGUUUUGCCAUUGUUUCUAGUGUGAAUUUGUUUGAUGUGUAGCAAUGUCUUUUCCAUUAGGUGACUAAUGUUUGAUCAUUUGGCAUGGAUCUCCUUGCAAGUUCAUUUGCUACUAAAUGAAAAAAUAUUACAAGAUCUUUGUUUUCUGUCGACUAUCCACUAAAUUUUGUCUUUAUAGUGUAGAGCUGACAGAAAUUGGAAACAGAUCUCUUUGUUUCUCUCAGUGUUUGGUUAUCUCUUAGUGUUUCUGGCUAGUUUUUUUCACAGUCAUCUUCUGGCACUGGACGAGAUAAGUAUUGCUAAGCACCAAGGUUUUGUUGUGUGGCUCUAUUUUUAGAAGAAGAUCAAAUUUUGGUCUGCCCCGAAUGUACCGAAGAAAGCUGAAGUUGCUGCCAUUCCUGAUUGCUGGACACUGACAUUUUCAUGGGUCAGUGAGGGGAAUGGCCCUUAGGAUGGUUUUACCAUCCUGCUCCAUCUAGUGGAACAUUGGAUGUUACAUCAUGGUCCAUAGAACAAAAUUAAAUGUUGUACAUUGCUGACAAUACUUUUUUUUUUUCCCCUAAGAUACAUACCAUUGCUGUCUCCUUCUAAAUAUAUGUCAUGAUCCUAAUAUUUAUUCAGUUUGCUUGUAAACUGUAUGGCAUUGCUUCCUUGGAAGUAAGCAGAAGGGCCUUUCUUGUCACUUUUGUUGGUCGUUUGUGCCCUUUCUGGCACUUUUGGUCUUGCACUGGUGGUGUUCUUAAUUUACAUGUUCUGUUUGAUGAGUUGUAAUGGCAAAAUGUUUGCUUGGAGGUGAAAUGCUUUGAAAUUCUGUGCUUGUUUUUAUCAUAUUAAAUUUUCAAGAGACCUGACAAAAAUUGCUUCCAGUAAAAUCUGGUGUGAUUGAUGCUUUGAAAUGAGCCUCGGGAGCACAUUGUUUAAAAAAAAAAAAAAAUGCAGCAGAGGCAAAAUAUGAAACGUUGCUGAGAUUUAUGGAGCGCGGGCUUUUAAUGGGAGUGUGCAAACUGCCGUCAUUACAGCUAAUGGGAGUUACGAGAGAAAGUGCAGUGAGUGUUGGAGUUUGUGAGCUCCUUCAGAGCCCUUUGUCCUCAGUGCUUUCCACUUCUGAAGGUGCCUGUUCAGAACAAGCAAAGCAUGCUUAAAAUGGAAGACAGAAAAAUAUCUUUUCUCUUUCAAAAUCAGUCAGCUUCCAAAAAAAUCCUUCCUUGCUCUUAAAAAUUGAUUAAAUAGUUAAAUGUCAAAGGAUUCUUAGUCUGGAGAACCACUUCAAAAUUCUAAACAAUGUUUCUUUUUAUUGCUCUUUGUAAUUUUAUCUGUUUAUUUCUUUUAUUUAAUUUUGAAGUGUGAUUUCUUAGUGCGAAGCCUGUCUUGUUCUGGAGUCAUUUAACACAGGGAACAAGUUGGUUAAAUCAGAAGUUCUCUUAGAUGAAAGCAAAGGGAAGAUGUCAUUCUGGCUGCUUGUCCUUUGGCAGAGAAGUGGGAAUGAAGAUAAUUCCCAACAUAAUGUGUUGUAUCUCCGUAACACUGAUGUGGUUAUUAAGAUUCUAGCCAUUUAGCAGUGGUAUUUUUUACCUGUCCCUCAGCAGUAACUACAGUUCUUCAUGAUGCCUUGCUACAGCUUUUCAGUGUUUCCUCACAAGACGUCAGCAGUAGCAUUGUCUGCACCUUCUGUCACUCCCUCAAGGUCCCACCUGAAGUGGCUCACGCUGAAAACUGUCAGACAGCCACAGGUACCAGCCUGGCUGCUUGACUGCAGCUGUGAUUGUCACGGGUGUAAAGCUGGGAGACCUGAGCGGUAGCCCCAUCUGUUGGAGAGCCCUUCUGGUAUCCCACCCUUUCUCCUCAAGCUUACUGGCUUAAUGAAUACAUCACUCCCGAGGAACUUUGUUCGUUUUGAAGAAGAGCUGCCUCUGCUCAUCAUAAGCUUUACUGUACUUCCUGUCUGGGCAUACUGUACAGUCUCGAGAGAAAGGAAAGGAGGCUGUUUCCCUUUUCUUAGCUCAACUUACUAAGUAAUUAGUUUCAAUUCUGCUUCUAGAGCAGCAUGCUCUGGGAGGCUGUCACCAGUUUCUGCCUUUGGGGAAUGUAUAUUAACUGUCAGGAGGGAGUAAUAUCUAAGAGGAGACCAGAUUUCAUUGCUCUUGCAUGUUUUGGGGAUGUGUAUAGAAGAGAACAAAUGUUUUUACUGAAGCUGCCAUGUGAUACUUCUCUUGACUAAUAAUAAACAGAAGAACACAGAAGUGUCUAGAAUGCAGAAAACCCAAAAUGGUAAUAAGUGAUGUACUGUCCUUCCUAUUUCUUUCCUGCAGGUGCAGGAUUUCAUUUUAUUCAAAAUAUGCUACUUAAUAUUAAGAAUCUAGGAGUCAUUUCCACUGCAGUGUGCCAAAACCUGCAUGUCAGAUCUAUGCCUUCUGUCAAGUAUAGACAAACAUGAACUCUUUGAAGUGCUGUCAUUGCUAUAUUUCAACCUCAGUUUUCAUUUGAGGAUUUUUGUUCUUAAAGCCUCACAAAUACUCUGCAGAAGCUACAGUUGGAAUAAGCAGGAUCUCUCUCCCAUACCAAUGGGCUGUUGGUAGUAUGGAGGCUUGAAGGAUCCCAGCCCAGUCCUGUGGGGCCUGGUGCCACAUCUGUGGAUGUCCUGAAGAAGACUGCUCGGAUGUCAGUAGCCUUUCGAUUAGCACUGUUUGUAGCAAAUUGCAAGAAAAACUUGGAUACAUAAUCCUCCUAGGGCUCUUUUCUAGUCUUGCUGCUAUUAGGCUGUACCCACAAGUACUGGAUUUUUUGCUUUAUCUAGCCUUGGCUUAGCUUGGUUCGUUGGCCCCCCGUUUGAUUUUUCGCUUUGUUUUACACUGCUUUCGCUUCGUAUCUCCCAGCUGACACUUCCUGGUUUUGGCUGGAGUGGAAAAGGAAAUAAUGUGAGAGACAGCAUUUGCAACCCAUUUCACACCCUGCACUAUCAGGAAGGGCUGGAAGUAGCAGUUGGGAGCCUAUUCUCAUGCUAUUUCCUGCUGGAAAGCCUCGCCGUGCUUUCUCCCGCCGUCUGCCAUUUCAUGGACGGAGGAAGCGCGGGCAGGCUGCUGGUAGAGGUGCAGCGAGCUGUAUUUCUUGAACUUCAGCACCAGCAGAGCCACUCUGAUAGCUUGAAACCGCGCCAGGCUGCUCCAGAAGGGCUUUAUGAGAAGUAUUUUUUAAGAUGUUUGUUUUUAAAAUACUUAUCAAAGAAAGGGGGAGAGUGCAGCUAUUAGCUGACUGCUGUGCAGCGCUCCUACAGGAUCAGCAGAUGUGGAUGUCCUGUUUUCUUAAUAUCUAAUUUGUUGGGGGUUGUAAAUUUUUUAUGUUUUUAUUAAGAUUUAUGGUGUGUUUUGCUUCUGGAUUUGCUGACUUGUGAGAGCAAUUAAGAGCCCCGAUCUGAGUACUUAAUGAUUUUCUUCCACGUUGAUUUCACUUCACAACAAAGUUCCUUUUAGAGAACGAGCAGUAAAAUGUGUUUGCUGAAAGUCUCACCUUCUUAAAUAGCGGCUGAUUUAUCAGUGGUGCUGUCAGUCUGGGUUCUUAUUCCUAUUUAUUACUUAUUUUUUCUUUUUACUUUCUUUCCACUCAGUGUGUUUUUGGCAGAGCCGUUUCCCUCGUCUUCUCCAGCUCUGAGGGCUGUGUCUGAGUACUUCUGUUCAACAGUGCCCUGUAUUUCUGGCACAUAUGAGCUUCCUAUGGACAUUAACACUUACAUUGUUAAACAUUUUGUGAUGAAGAAUAAUAUCCAUGUCCCCUCUCGCUGGUCGGAAGCUGAUGAGCUUGCCUCCUACUAUGUGAAUUCUUUGGCAAGCCGAAGAAUAGACCCUAAUUCCUCAUUCUUGCUCUUGUAAAACCCACUGUUCCAGAACACUGACUGGUCAUUGAAGUAGGGUCCCUGUUCCUCUUUAUCCGGAGGGAGCAGACGUUCAUGUUCUAAACAAAGUUAAAUUCAGGUAGAAGAAAAUAGAGCCUGAGUUAUACUUUCUCCACAGUCCACUGGGAUAUUAGGUGCAGGAAGUGAUUGCUGUAGACGAUGGGAGGCACAGUAACUCCUGAGUUUGUAUGGCUUUAGCAAAGUCAGUACCAACAAAAGGAGUCUGAAUAUUUAAGUCAAUUUAUACCCAGCUACUCUAAGCAUCUGCCUGUUCUUGCUGACUGUCUGUAGCAGGGAUGUGUCUGCUGGCAAGUGCUCUGAAGACAGGAUUACCUAAACUUAGCCAAUAAAUGGAUUAUGAAUCCAACACAUUCCCACUGUUGUCACAGCUAAUCAUAAAUUCACAAUUUCAACCUGCACUCAACCCCAAAUAAACUUCUCUGUCUCCGAAACAAAUUACAUCACAGUAUGAAGCCAGAUAAAGCAAAAGGUGUUGUGGAGUAACUUGCUUGAGUCUUUAGAAUUAGGAACACUAAUAAUGAAAAUGUUGAAAUUAAUGAUCUCUAAUGGCAGAAAGACCUUUAAAAGCCUCAAAUGUGAGUGAUUUAAGAAGUCAUGUCACAGGCAUUUGAGGCAUGUGUGAAGCCCACCACAUCGUUCUGAAUUACUCUGAACACUUUUAACUCUGCUCCAGGAGUCUGAUUUCUGCCUCCAUUUUCACUCUACCACUUUUACCCCUCACACCCGUCCCAUUCAUGCAUUUGCCACUUCUGUUUCUCUAUUGUCCUACGCUUCUGUUGGUGCAUCGGUCCCUUAUCUUUGAUAGACCCCUGACAACGAUGUCUGCGUUGCAUUGGGUAGAAAUGUAGCAGUGGGCUGAGAAGUUUGAGGCCACGUGCUUGCAUGCAGAGAAGAUGGCUGUAAAGCCUUUACUGCAAAAGGGGCUGGCGGAGAGUGAGAACACAGAUGAAGCUCCUGUUAGGUGAAUGAGUUUAUCAAACUGAAGCUGAAUUUAAAAUAUCACAGAGUUAUUUGUUAUAGUGCUGUUUAUUGCACUGCCUGUGCUGCAAACUAUAUCAGAUCUCUUUUAAAUGUUAUGAAGUGUUUCUUACGGUAUGUGACUGAGUCCUAAACGAACUCCAAGAAAUCACUGACUGAUUUUAAGUGUGACAAAGAACAAUUUUGUAGGCAGGCUCUCAUUGAUAGGUUUUGAGAUUUGAAACGCUGCUUUUGAGCUGAUUACUUGUUACAUGUUAUACAUUGAUUCCUGUAUCUGAAACAAGUUAAAGUCAGUUAUACUUAAAUAUAGUUAACAAAGAAUGAUAUUUGUGUUGUGAUACACCAAUGAAGUCUUCAAGAAGGAUAUCUGCAGAUGAGGCUGAGUUACAGUGCACUCAUCAGGCAAGUGAUGGUUUCCAGUAUCUGGACAGUAAUUUACACUCGAAACGUAUUGGCUGCCCAGUAAAUUUUCUGUCAAGGCUGUUAAGUGCCUUGGAUACUCUGCAAGGUUCCCCUCUCCCCAAAGUACUUUUAUAAACCACAGCCCCAGUUCAGCAAGCAGCAGGGCGUUCCUGGGGGCUGCAUCCUGUCUGCUCACAGGGCUGCGUGGCUUUGUGUGGGCCUGAGGGAGAGGUUUGCAUCUUUGUAAUAAAAACAACAAAAACUGCUCAGGCCAACGUGAUUUUUAUAAGUAAAUGGCAAUAGGGAUUUACCUGUGAAUAGUGUUAACUGCUUUGUUAAUAUAUUGCCGAUGCAGGUAAUGCUUGAAAAGUUGCUAAAGACCAUGUCUGGAUUGCACUGUCCGCCACGUCUGCUAUUAAGGCAUCUCAGCUGAGUUAUGCUUAUUUAUGUUCUAAGAUCAGUGACUGUCAGAAGGAGUUAGGCGCCUUAUAAGCCCCGUGUCUGGGAGGUGAACUCUUCUCUUUGUAAAGAGCUUGUCUGUUUUCCUUUGGUAUUUGUUCCUCACACAGAGCCUCAACAGUGAACUGAGCUUUAUCCUGUUGAGUCUGCUGACUGUUGUUGUAUUGUGAUCUUUUCGUUUGCUCUGCCUGUCACAGUGUGCACGGUGAAGAACAGAUGUUGCAGUUAAGGCGUUAAGUCUCAGUUCUUUUGCCCUUAAUGGCCUCUGCCCACUGCUGCUACUGGAGCAGUGAGCAAAGAGCAUUUAUCAUUUUGCUAAGCUCUCUUCAGGUAUCAUGAGCUCUGUGUUUUCCUCCCAACCUUCUUCUGCUGUGUGUGGGAUGCUAAGUGCGGCUGUGAGGAGCGUCCCUUGCCUGUAAGGAGGGUGACUGGGGACAGGCAGGGAAGAACAGGGCAAAGCAGGGCUGGACGGGUCAGAGCAGAAUGGCUUUCAUUAAAAUAAGUAAAUAAAUAUAUAAAAAUCCACCCUAAAAAUAGAAUCCUGGCCCUCAACCAGUUCAUAGGAUCAGAAAGGUGUUGAACCAUUUCCCAGUUUCAGUCUCAUUGGAGCCAAGCCUUACCAGACUCUUGUGAAGCUGUAGCUCCACCGCUCCUUAAUUGCUUCUUGUUUUGAAAGAUAAUUAGGAACUUUAUUUUAAAAUAGUAACUUUAGCAUUCAGUCCAUUAAAUUUGUCACCAAGAUAUUUUUAUUAGACUCCCAGCUGUUUUCUUAUUGGAAUUGUGAACUAAAAAUAGGUAGGAUUUCUGCGGUUGUGAGCAGUGGCUGGUACUGUACUUCCAUUUCAGCUCCUAAUGAUGUGAAAUGUGUUUGUUUCCCUCAGAGCUUUCUUCUGUGCUGUUUAAGAAGGUCCUGCUAAUUACCCCAAACCCAUGCACUGUGGUUUUCUGAUAAAGCCACGUGUUGGUAAAGAGUAUGAAACUGAUUUCCCUCAAGACAAAUGGAAGAUUUGUGCUGCACCCAGUACAUUUUCAUUCUUUCAUCAGACUGCAAGAGUUGUUUGUAAUAAUACAACCAAUACCUUUAAAAACAAACAAUAAUGAACAGGGUUGUGACUGUUAUUAUGAGGGGUGCAGUUUACCCUCUUCGUUUGGUUCUCAUGAGUAGCUCCUUUGUUGUAUAUAAUGAAAAUCACAGUGUAGAUUGUGAGAUAAAGUGGCAAUUACUAUGUUUAUAUUGUAUGAAACUUUGUUUUUUUGAAAUAGAACUCUGUAAUUAUCCAAAUCUAUACAAGCGCUUGCUGGUUUUAUACACACACGGAUUACAGGGCAAAUAAGCAUCUAGUGUCCUUACUUAAAUAGUGUACGUUCUAAAAUCUGAGUUGUUUCACAUGUAUUCCUAACAUCCAUGGCAUAAUGUUGGAUGUGCAGAAAACUAAAAUGGUUUGGAGUUGGACACAGACAUGUCUGUACUUACACGUUUUCCCUGAACAGUCACUUCCUGGAAAUCAACCAUGCAUGAGAAAAAUGUCAUUCUUCUGUCAUCAUGUCAGCUGCUGAUAUAUUUUUUUUUUUCUUCCUUGGGAUGCUCUUUGACUCUAACUCCACUAAAUGUGUGUAACUCACACUUAGAAUAAGCAAGGUAGGUAACUGGAGGGAGCUGUGCUGCAGAGCAGUUUGGGGUUGGGUUGGUUGGCUUUCUCCUGUUUAUAAAGGUUUGGUGUUUGGAGCCACAGUCAAGAAAGUUAGUGACCUGAAUGUCAAUUAUAUCAGCCUUCCCUCCCUCCCCCCCCCCCAUCCUAUUGUCUUUAAACAAAGAAGUAGAAAAUCUUACGAUAUGUUAAUGAAACAUAGGUCUUUCUAAGUGAAGUAGACUCAAUCAAAGGAGGGAAUCUUUUUAAGUGCGGGAUAUGCUUGUCUGCAGAUGUGCUCCAGUUGUGUUCCCUUAGAAGUUGUAUGUAGAUGCACUGUAAAUUCUAGCGUAGCUGAUCAGUGUCACAAUCUUUUUACAUUUUCUCAUCUGCUUGUUGGCAUUCUGCUCCUUGGCCUUCCUGUGCAUUCAUAUGAAGAAGGUAGCUGUAGUUUUACAGGCUGAAGCUGUAGGGCCUAAACAUGGCUUGCACGGGGUAAGGGGGAAGUGCUGUGUUGAGAGCUCUGCACCUGCCACUAGUGCUGGCCAUAACAAUCAGCCCAGGGCAGCUAGUGUGUUCAAGACAUGGCAAAACUGUCUUUGCAGGAAAAUACAGAAGAAAGAACAGGAAAUUGCUAUUUUUAGUAGUUGCAUGUUAUUAGCUAUUGUGUAACGUAUCAGUUGCUGCACUUAGGUACCCUUUCUUGUGAAUCUAGUAAUCUGCUGCUGGGUAGAGGAAGUGGAGUUACAAUGCUGCAGUGCGGUAAAAGCUGUAUUUCACACAGACACAGUCUCUAAACAUUAUGACCAUGUGUAAGCAGGUGACACAGUAUAAGACGUGUAAGACCACACCUAUUUUUCUCCAGAAACAGUGAGCUUUCUCUCUAGACUUUCUUCCAUUUUCCCCCACCUGAUUGCAAUCUCUUCCACCUCCCAGUUCUUGCUGCUGUUCUUCAUGUAAGCCGUGAGCCGGAACUCUAAUUAUAGUAAUGCAGAACAAAUGGAAAUCCUGCAAUUGUCUUCUGCGUUUCAAGUUGCAUAGCAUCUAGUUACAGGUAUCAGAGCCGUAGGUGAGCCGGCACAGGCUAUAGCUGUGUUGUGAUCAUUUCAGUGCCACUACUAUGUGCCUGUGCUUCCUAGCACAGUUUUGAAUUGUGUAUUUAUUGCCAGAUUUGCAGGUUUUAAGUGUAAGAUGCCCUCUAAGCUUUGGGCAGAUAUCUGAGCCAAGAUUGCAAAGUCUUUUAGUGCUUCCUUGCAGUAAGAUGUUAUAAGAGGAUUCUUGUUUUAGUGUCUUUUAUGCAAAAUAAUAGAGUCAAUUAUUGUGCACAGCCGAAGCCCCAGCUGGGUUCACAGCCUCUCAUGUAUGUUAAUGUGGGAACACACACUCCAUGUGGGGAAGAGAAAUGCCUUCUUAGGCCCUUCUCAUCUGUCCCACUGCAACAGUUCAGCCCAUGGUUUUUAGUAUCUGCUUUUGUUCACUUCUGCCCUUGAGAGAUGUUCCUUUCAUGUAGAAAAUUUUUAAUCUGGUAAUAAAUAAUUUAGGUUUAAGAUUUCAGCUAUUUAAAAUGCAAACAUGAGACACUGCCCUCUGCAGACAGUGAUUGUCAAGGUACGUGUGUGUUCUCUACUGAAAUGGCUUUAAGCCAUCCUGCUCUGGGAUGAGCAGUCGUGUGGAACAUGGAUGCCCACCGUGGGGCUGCAGCUUGGCCUUCCUCUCCCCAGGUUGCUGCUGCCCGCGGUGGCAGGGCUGGCAGGGCUGAGCUGGGGAGGGGCGGCCGCCCACCCGUGGUGCUGAAGUGAGUUGUUCAGAGCUUUGUGAGGCUUCCUUUCCGGUGUAGUAAAGUAGUUAAUGAUGUCAGCAUGCGCAGCAUCAGUGGAGUUUCGGAAUUAAUGCUCGCUGAGAUGAAAUUAUUUUCCACCUCUCAGAUGCAUUUGUUUCACACUACCUGCAUAGGUAGGCUUCACAGCACUGUUUUGUGUUGAUUCAUGACCACAAAUGGCUCAAAUCCUCCCCUUCCCCAUUGCUCCUGCUUCCUGAGAAAAGAAUGGCUGACACUGGGAGAUUGGCAGUAAUUUAGCAGAAUUUUUUAUGGUAUACCAUAGAGCACGGGAGGAGGAAUUUUGUUCCUGCACUGCCUGAAUUUGCAGAGAACAGCUUCAGAGGAGGAGGAUGUAAAAACUCAGAACCCGGGCCUUUCUGACUCCUUGGCCCUUCUGAAGCCUGUCCACGAGGAUUCCAUUCAGGUGCUGAGACUGCAGCUGUGGUUCACAGGUGUCAGCAAACCAGCACCCUUAGCACCUGCUCAGCCUUCCAUGUUCUCCUCACUGUAAGGUUCUGUUUCAAGAUUGAGGUAAUCGUUCUGCUGUUGAUGGUUUUUAGAGUUCUAAUGCUUAAAUAGUUACGUUCUAUGAGUAAUAUGUUUAGUAAUCAUUUAGGUAAUUAAAGCAGUUCUAUAGCUGUAAUAACUAGAUUCAGUAAAGCUAGUUUAAAAGAACAAACUUUACCUGAAGCAACUGUGUUAUCACUUUUUUCUUAUAAUGUUGUCUUAAGUUAGUUGGAAAAGAAGGUAUUUUUAAAGUCCAUCCAGAUUUUCCCUUCACCUCCUUUUCCCUGAGCACUCACCCAGCAGUUUUUUUUGCACAUGUGCACCCAUCACCCCCCAUCUCCGCACUCUUACUCCAGCCCUAUCUUUGUUCCACUUUUUGCAGCUCCUGAUAUAUGAGCAGUCAGUAAACUACAAUAGAAAUCCUCUCCGUGCCAAAACCAGCAGACAUGGCUUUUGGCUAAGGGAGAAAAUAGGCUAAGGUUGUGCCAUGUCAGGGCUUUUAGUUUUCCUGCACACACUUCAAUUCUGCAUUCUCUGCUGCUUUAGUCUGAAAAGCACAUGGCCUGGAGAAGUUCACGUUAAAAACCGUUUGAAAGUGUUAAAAUACAUUUUGUAAAAAAUAAGGAAUUUUUUUUCUUUCUGCUUCACAGACAUUUUAAUGGGUAGAGCUUUUAAUAUCAUUCGUAAGGUCUUGUAGUUAUCCCUCUGGUUAGGAGAGAUGAGAUUUGAAGGAGUUCAUAUUCUUUUAAUUACAAUUCUGCUUUAGGAUAAGUUGAGUAAAGGUAGCAGGUCUGUGGGGAACAGAAGGGGGAAGGGCCACAGCAUUUUAUUUAAAUCAUUCUCUAGCAGCAUAGCAUGUCAGGCAGUUGCUGAGCCUUUUUAAAGCCAGGAUAGUCUGUGAGAUGUCCACUUAAUUUGAAGCUUGAGGACGAUAAAUAUUUAAAUGUUGUUUGGGGAAAUAUUCCAUAAUCAAUAUCUGUGUGCUGAUGUUAUUACAAACAGCAUUUCAGUGAGUGAAGCUGAGGGGUCUGUAUUUGGUUUUUCUUUUAAAAGAACUGAAAAAGGGUUGUGAACAUCUAAGCAGAAUGGAAUUAUGAAACAGGAUGACUGAGGGCUCUUUUUGUUUGAUGUGUUAAAUUUAUAUGAAAAUAAACGCGGGCUGAACUUCUUCAGAAAUGUGGUCACUCCCUGUGAACGGCUUUCCCACAGAAGUGGUAUCUUCACCAUUAGUGUUUUUCUUUAUAUUUGGCUUCCAGCUUGAUUUCUUGUUCCUUUUAUCUGCCUGAAUGCAGUGUGUACCACUGAGAGACAACCACUCAAAUACGACUUCUUCAUUUUAUUGUAUGCCUGACGAAUGCAGGAACAAAUACUUGCAAGGAAUGAUUUGCACAGUAGCCCGUAGUCCUCAAAGUUAAAAGUAUGAAAUUGCUGUUGCAGCUCUGUGUCAGCUGCUUGUUUUAAAAUGAAUUUCUAGAUGUAUGUGUGGUAUUAAGUUCCAUGAUCAAGCGAGUGUUUUCAAGAAGAAAGAAGAGUAACUUUAUAUUCCAGCUCCCGUCAGUACUGAGAGGUGUGCUCUUUACAGAUGCCGUAAUGCGAGAUGCCAGUUUGUCUGCCUCCUUUUACAGAGGCCUGGAGUUGUUUUUCCCAAGUUAGUAUUUAAAAAAAAAAAAAAAAAAAAAAAGUUGCCCCUGAGAAAAAGGAAAAACUGAAAUGUGAGCUGCUGUGAAUUGCUUAAACUGUCAGCUCAGAGCAGGUAUUGACAGGUAGCUCUGUGAAGAAGCUGCCUGCCAUACCAGCCAGGAGUGCCUGGAGCAAUCAUCACGUGUGAUGCUGGCAUCAAAGAGAUGAAAGAGUUGAGCUUUCAAUGAGCAAGAUAACUGUCAAAAUUACUGCAUUUUUCAGAAGACCCUAAAAUAUAGAGCAAAAAUCUCUCAGUUGUGAUGGUGCUUAAGUAGGCAGAAUUUUUGGAUUUAUAUUCUCGCACAUUAAAUACAAAUGAACUAUUUCUCUGAAGACCUUUGUACAAGUAUAUUUAAGUAAGGCAAUAAAAUUGUCCCUCUCACCACACUCAAAGCAGAGCAAUUGCUUGUCCUCCUAUUGUUCUGGGCUCAUCUGGGGCCCAUAUUCAUCCUCUGCCUUACAACUGCUUCCCUGGUUCCUGCGGAAACUCGAUCCUGGGAGCAGAAUUCCUUUUCUCUCAUGUAAGAUCAAAUCAUCUCCCCCUACCUCCUUUUAUAAUAUUUCUGUUAAAAAUGGUGAUGCCUAUUUUAUUCCCAGUUGGGGAAGUGCCCGGUUCUGCAUUUUCAGUUCUUAGGCUGAGUAGUAUAGCUAUAGUGUUACACUAACCAUACACACAAGCAGAAGAACGUGGGUGCUGUCUGAUUUGAUUUGUCUUUUUGCAGAUAUCUCCAUUUCUCCAAGUGGGAAAACCAGCACGGGGUAUGAGUUUAUAAGCUCUUGCAGCACCUGAAUCGUAUGUGCCUGUAUCUCAUACUGCGAAGUCACAGCUCUCCCACUUCUUUGAAUUUGCAUCUUUUAUGGUCCCUUUCAACCCUUACAAAUCUGAGAUUCUGUGAAGAAUCCAAACAAUUCAAGCUCUAUAUUUUAUGUAAAGUGAAUUUGUUCCAAGAAAAAAAUCCUGUAAUUUUUUUGUUAGUAAUGUUUACUAAAAAUCUUGAUGUGACUAAUUAGGUCAUAAUCGUUCAAUUUUUAAAUGAAGUAUCUGUGAUGGUCUUUAGCAACUGAAUUCGGUUCUACUGAUUUGAUGGCUCUGGAGGGAGCUGAAGACCAUAAGGACAAGGUUCAUAUAAAUAAUUUGUUGAAACACAAUGAAAGUACAUCCCAUUGGGUUCACCUGUCUUAAUUGCUUAGAGCAGCCUUCAGUGGGGGAGAGACUACAGUUUGUAGUUUUGUCAUAUUCAAAAUGAAAUCUGAAAUUGAAGCAACUCAGUGAUGUUGGGGGACUUUCAAAGAAAAUUCUUUUUACUGGAGGCACUCUGUAAUUCUGUUCAGAAAUAUUCAUACUGAUUUUUGCCUAAAAGAUUUUGCCUGAACAAUCUUCUUAGCCUAAGUUAGCAUAAACUGUUUUCAAACCUGUACGAGUGAUCUGCUCUGUACCAUACCAGACUAUUUUGGGUUUUUUUUUAAUUAUUAAUUUUAAAGUUUCCCUCCAAGUUCAGUCAGUAAUGCAGCAUGUGAUGCUGUUGUGUUGGCAUCUUCUGCUGUAUGAGGACUUGGUCUGUGACCUUAGUCUACAGUUCAAAACAUCUUACAGCACAAAAUCACCGACCUUGCUAGUAGCCAUCGACCUUUUCUGCCUUCCAGAAAGCAGGCAUAACAAAAAUAUAUUUAGACUACGGAUGUUUCACAUGGAGGAGGUACAGGAGGGUCAGUAACAGUCAGCCAUGUUGGAGUUCUCCUUAUUCCAGCUUGCUGGCUUUAGUUAUAGUAAAGACUAUGGAAGCAGAAUUUGUUAUUUUCUUACCAUUGGGUACAGCCUUUCAGCUUUUCAUUCCUUAUAUAAAAUAAAAAAAUUGUAUUGUUUGUUCAUGGCUCCUACUGAAAUAGCUGUAACAAAUACAGAACUUGAUGGAGUGCCUGGGAGGUCGGUUCUUUAAGGUGACAGUUUUAGAGAGUCAUGCAUGGUGAAAACUAUUUUAAUCAGCAAGAAAGAAAUCUCUCAGGUAAGUCACAGAAGCAACUUCAUAGCAUUGGGAGCCGGGGAGCACAGAUUCCCCCAGCAGUUCUCACAUCCACCACUCCUGAUAACCCCAGUGCUGUGGGGUUUGGUUUUCCCUGGCUGAACAUGUCAUUUACCUUCAUUCUGCUUCCAAUAAUAUAUGAAUUAUUCAGAAAUGUCUGAUAUUUGACUUCUGAUCAAUUCAGUUCUUGUUUUAUUUUAAACACUAAUUCACAAAUAGAGUUAAGUAUGACAGGCAAACAAAUUUGUUGUAAAUUGUAGAGAAGAGAUUGUAUCCCCAUAUCUGAAGCAACAGAUCAGUAGUGUUUUGCAACAAACAGAAUCGUUAGUUAGCUCUGAAUCUCAUUGCUUUGGCCUGCAAAAAUUUGGAAAGAGAAGUUAGGGAGAGAAGGAGUAGAAGGGGAAUGGAGCUGAGAAAUUUAGUUGCGUGAAUGUUUAAUUGCUGCUGCUUUUCCUGUGUCAUUUUUGUCAUCUUUUAAUGAGGAUUGCACCACGUUCCUCCCUGCUGCCUAGCACAGUGUUCCUGCCUCAGGCUUGCCCUGGAAUCAAAUCACAGCACAGUGAUCUCAUUCAUACCGUUACCUUUCAUUUCUGGACCCAACCUUAGCCUUAGAUCAGCUUAAGUUUCCUCCUGGCACGGUUUCUGGGGUGGGGUGAGGGGCUGUUCUGGAGUUAUUUAACAUAUACAGGCUUGUAUUGUGGGGUGUGCCUUGGAGGCAUAUGGUAGGAAGUUGUUUUUAAUCAGCCUGGUUUGGUGGUUGUGAGGGUGCGAAAGUACCUUUUUACAAGUAUUAAAAGUCCAAGCGAAGGCAGCUGGAAAAACCUGGAGUGUUGGGCCUUGUUUUGUGCAUGGACAGGAGAAGCUCGGGGAGAGGGUUUUGCUUGAAAACCAUUGAUCAGUGGUGUUUGGGUUAAAAUGCCCCCUCGGUCGGGGGAGCAUAAAGCAGCAAAUGGGGGAGGCAUCCUUCCAAAGCCACUGCCGAGGGGAGGCCGAGCCCAGGAGCUGAGGCCCUCCCGGUGACUGUGGGCCGUCCAGCUCUGCUGCACCAAGCUGGGAAUGUGUGUGUGUGUGUUGUGCAAGUCGGGUCUUGUAUUUAUUUGUGACUUUGCUUCCUGUAGCAAGAAACGUAUGCAUGUAAGGAUUUUUUUAUAUUAUUUAAAUCAAAACUUUCCGUUGAUUAUAGGCUCUUAAAUGAUCUUGAAGUACCUUCAUAAAAAAACAGUACAUUCAGAAUUGCAUUACACCGCAUGGUAUGAAGUACACUUUCCAAAAAUAUUUCUGUGAAAAAGCUUUUUUCUGCAGUAUACGUUUCUCAGAUGGCGGAUGAGUGAGCUGGAAGUGGUGGAAGGAGGAGGGGAGGGAAGUUUACAUCCAGAUUUAAGCCUGGAUGGGAACUACUCUACAAUUUUUGGAAACAAAAAUAUCUGCGGAGGGACCUGAAGGAAUCCUGUGGGCUGAUGGUGCAGUUUGUGUUGAGUGCGUGCUCUGGGGUCUUUAUGGCAUACGGAAGGUAUUUCACCGUGGCUUUAUCACUUACUGUAGUUGCAGUAUUCCGAUUACCCUCUGUAGUCACUAUUGGCUUUUGAUAGAGCAGCUAAGAACGUAUGUUUGGAGAGUCACGUUUGCUGCAUUGUAUCACACGGACUUCUAUUUCCAUAUCUGAAGGCAAAGCCGUACAACUUCAGUCUUACUCCUGAACUGUUGCUUUCAUGUGCUGCAGAAAAUAUUGAGUCUCCUGCUUAUACAAAUGUCUACUGUUGGGUAAUAUUGACAAAUAUACUGAAUAACAUUUUUGACAUAACAUUCUGUUCCCACACAGAUAAUUUGGAUGUAAUUGAAUGGGUUGAUGAAGAGUCUGUGCUAAAAAUACAACAUUUUCUCACCCACUGAGGGAAAGAAAACGCCUGUUGAAAAGGCAGUUUUGUCGAGCAGAGGCGUGGAGCAGCGGCCUGUGUGCCGUGCCUCGCUGAUCCAGGCACGGCUCAGGUCUGACCCGGGUUACAGGCACGCUCUGAGCACGGUCGCGGCUGUGUGGUGCUGAGGCGCGGGUUGGUGCAGGGCUGCGGGCGGAAGCCGGGGCACCACUGGAGCUGUGUGAGGCCUCGGCCCUCCCGGGGCCCCAGCCGGGCUCUGUCGCACUCACAUAAACGCUUAAAUAUACCGAAGCUAAAAAUCCACAGUGAUCGUUAGCGGGGAGAAUUUUGUAGAUUACUUUUUCCUUCUGUUUUUCCUUACUUUAACGAUCUCAUGGGCAAAACGCUUCAUUGUUACCGUUUCAGAAGUGGUAUGGCUUUGCUAUAGGCUGGGGGAAGAGGAGGAGAACUAGAUGUUAGAGAAAGGCUGACAGUUUAGUGUGCAAUAAAGUAACUUUUAUACUUCUCUAAAUCAGCUAUCAAAUAAACCCUGUGCUAACAAGAAGUUGGGAUUGCUCCCUGCCCCAGCGAGGUGCAUUGUACCUUUCCAGCCUUUGAAAGUGCCUGUGCCUAUUUUUAUUUGCAGAGCUGGGGCCGGGCUGGCCCCCUUCCAGAUGUGUCUCACAAGAUUUGGUGCUGCCGAGCUAUUUAUAGAGCUGUGGUUCCAUUGUCAUGGCAACCAUGCUGGAGGCCAAGGCGGCUGGGAGCUAUUUCUGGCCUCGUACUGUAAUGUAAAACUGAUUGGGAAAGUUAGUGCAUCCUCUGAGCCAGACUAACUUUAGACAGGCAGGGAGAAAAAAGAGACAACCACCAUUUCUUUAAAUAGAUUUUCCUUUUCUCCUGCCUUUUCCCCGUUUGUGCUUUUCAGUCACUAGCGAUUUUUGAAAGGAGGGUUUGCAUCCAGCCCUGCUUGCCCAAAAUCCAUUCAUGCCUCACGGCCUCGGGAGAGCUGUGCGCUGCUAAUUAAGCAGUUUGGGAAGCAGGGCGCGCCACCAGCAAGUUUUCUAGACAAGAUUGACAUAGUCAAACAAAAUGAGUAUACACCAUCUGACCAGGAUCUUCUCAGAUGCAGAGUUUUGACAUCAGGAAUUUUUGAAACCAAGUUUCAAGUGGACAAAGUAAAUUUUCAUAUGUUUGAUGUUGGAGGGCAACGAGAUGAACGCCGAAAAUGGAUCCAGUGUUUUAAUGAUGUGACUGCUAUCAUAUUUGUGGUGGCCAGCAGUAGCUACAACAUGGUUAUACGAGAGGACAAUCAGACCAACCGGCUUCAAGAAGCACUAAAUCUCUUCAAGAGUAUCUGGAACAACAGGUGGCUACGGACCAUUUCAGUAAUUCUUUUCCUGAAUAAACAAGAUUUGCUAGCAGAGAAAGUUUUGGCAGGGAAAUCUAAAAUUGAAGACUACUUUCCAGAAUUUGCUCGCUACACUACACCAGAUGAUGCAACACCAGAGCCUGGUGAGGAUCCCAGAGUUACAAGGGCCAAGUAUUUUAUUAGAGACGAGUUUCUUAGAAUCAGCACAGCAAGUGGAGAUGGAAGGCACUAUUGCUAUCCUCACUUCACAUGUGCAGUGGAUACAGAGAACAUCCGGAGGGUUUUCAAUGACUGUCGGGACAUUAUUCAGCGCAUGCACCUUCGCCAAUACGAGUUGUUGUGAUGGACAGCACUUUUUUCUGUGUUUUGGACUCCUUAUUCCUUAUUAGAAAAGAAAAAAACCACCCUUGCCCACAAGGGACGGAAGAGAACUGUUUGAAUCUCCCGUUGAUUUGCACCCCUCAACUUUUUCUCCUUGCUGGACAAUAGCAGCACUUCUAAGCUUGCUUCUGUACCCCUCGGACAGUUUGAGAUGGCCCCUAACACUUAAAGGCCAUUUCCAUGAGGACUCCCUAACACUGUUAUUAACAAAAAAAAAAAAAAAAAAGAGAAAAGAAAAAAAAAGAAAGAAAUAAACUAAUUAAUUGAAAGCCCUGAAUGUGGAGCACCUGAAAGAAUUGGGGGUUAAAAUUUAAAGCAUAAAACAAAAAUUGGGGAGAGAAUACUUUAGGUAAUUUAGCACUGUUGUGGGCAUAAUCAUAUAACCCAUGAUCUCCACUUUGUACCAUUCACUGCAUCAGACUAAAGAAGGUGCCAAGUCACAGACCAAGUUUGAAGACAGACACUUGAGUUUGGUUCUCUGACUGUAAUGUGGCUUUGAACGGAAAUACUGACAAUUCUACAACAGACCUAGACAGUGCAAAAACCAACUGCUACCUUUCAGAAGGGUAUUUUUAAAACCAGUCUUGGUGGUCUUAAGACAACCACGGACAUUUAUGAAUUGAACUGCAUAUGGCCUGUGAUCGCAGAAAGAGUUAACCACACACUGUUUUCAGUUUGUCCACUGAUGAUCCCGUCUGCUAUAAAAAUCAUUAUCUGGACUGUAGUCCUCACAGUCUUUCCCUUCUUUUUCUUCUUCCCUCCCCUCAUUUUUUAUUUUACUGCUGGAUUAUUAUUCUUGUACAGACUGUAAAAUGUAUUAUUUUGUACAACUUUAUUGAAAAAAAAAUAACUUGUAGAAGAUCUUUGUGCCUUGAUUAUGGCUGUACCUGUACAAUGAGCUAAGAUGUAAGUAUGUUUGAUUGCGCUGUACAGCUUUGUCAACCCUAUCUGCAGCAUUAGCUCAAGGUAGGGAAAAUUUAUCUGUAGUUUAGUUUUUCUGGUUUAUAAAAGAAGGAAAAAUACUGUUUAGUAAAAAAAAGAAAAAAAAAGAAAAAAAAGAUAAAAAGGAAAAAAAAAGAAAAAAGUAUAAAUUGUGCAAACUUAACCACUUUAAAAGUGAGGUCUUCAACAAGUGACCAGAUGUUGCAGCAUCAUGCUUUUUAAUUUUAGCUUUAAUUCAUUUAAAUCUCUAUCCAAAUGCAAAACAUGGCUUGUUUCUACAUAAACCAAAUUUUGCUACAAAUUAUAAAUGUUAGUCUUUGGUCAUUCAUAGUCCUUUUUGCUAAAGACAAAAACAGAACAAUAACAAACACGUAGGGCAUCAUGCAGGUCUGGUGACCAUCUCUAGACUGGGCUAAAUACCCCACCAACCUCCACUUACACUGCGUGGGCAUAAUACUACCAGAUGACAAGGUGUGCACUGCCCUUGGAUUUGGCCACUGAACUCCAGUUUCAAAUGACAUUUUUAUUUCUCUUUUAAUAAAGAGAUACUUUAGAACCUUUUUGUUUUAUAUUAACUAUAUAAGUAGCUUAAAGUGAAGAUGUGUGGAUUUUUCUUAAACUUGAAUAAUUUAUGCAAAUUAUAUGCUUAGAACAACAUGUGGUACAGUAAAAAGAAAAAGAGCAAAAAUCACUGUAGCAAUAAGAGAGCAUGUAAUUUUAGUAACUACUACACUGCUUUAUAUUUUAUACCUAGGUGUUUUAUGUCUCUGUGAGUGUGUUACUUUUUCAUGUGUCUAAACCUACGUGUACAAUUUGUACAGAGUCAGAAAUUACAACUGUAAUAACACAUCUAGAACAGUGUUAGCUUAUAUUACUCAAACACCCCUAUUCCCUUCCAUUUACAUCCCUAAACUGAUCUGGAUCUUAAUGCAGUGACUUUAAAAGGAAAACAAAAGGAAAACAAACACUUGCCUCUUUGCCUUUCACACUAGCUUCCCUUCAUCCGAGAUCCUGUGAUUCUGUUUUGGGAAAAGGUCCAGUUGAAAUUGAAGUGAGGGUGUGCUCAGCGGUGUCUGUGCAGCUGGAUUUGCUUCAGGUAUCAGAUGCCUUCAAUACUCAGACUGCAGCUGUUCAGGAUUGUGAGUUUGCUUUGUGUUUGUGGCUGAACUUGUAAAUGAGAUUUAAUCGCCUUAGUCCAUUUUCACGUAUGUGAAGAGCUGGGAUUUGAUGGAGUUCAUGUCCCAGUCACUCCAAAUAAUUCAAAAUUGCUAUUGAUUUUCCAUAAGAAGACACUAAAUCGUCUGAAAAUGUUAGCUGCAGUUGAUCUUCGUUUUUGAAAAAUUCUCUUUCCUGUUCAUACAUUCGGAAAGUUGUCACCUGAACUUGACAGAACCGUAGGAGAACGUGACUGAAAAUGGCCCUCAGUCACUUCAGAAUGUAUCCAGUGCCUGUAGGUUAAGGGAGGUAAAAAUGGGACACGGAGUGAAAAGGAAAUCCAUUGUGAGCCUUAAUUUUAGUUACAGGAGCCAAAAUGUUUUAGUGCCAACCCUUAAUCUUAAGCCUGGGAGGAGUUGGUGUAAACAGCAAAUGUAUAAAAGGGGAGAACCUGUCGUGGUGUAAAGAAUGUAAUCUCUCAUCUGAGAGAAGCAAAGCCCCCCAUUUAAACCAACCAACAAAUAAACCAACUUCUUCUGUUAACGAGAAGGGUGCAUCAUAGCAGUGAGCUAUAUGAGACAGUAACAGCCUAAGAAACCUUCCUGUAAAGCUUUAUAUGAACAGAAUUGUUUAGGGGAUGCAGUUUUUUUUUUUUAAGUGAGGAGAAAGGCAAUUGUUUUGAAUAGAGUUGAGUUGCACAAGUAUGGAGUGUGUGUGUGUCUUAAUGUCUCAGUAUUGCCUUUGUUAGUCUCUUUAUUAGUCCAUGCAGUUUGGUGGCCUGGUAAAUGCAAGUCUUACUUUUAACAGCUUCUUUUUCUUUUCUUUUCUUUUUUUAAUACAAAACCAUAAAGCUUUAAUGCUUGCUAUUUAAUAAGUUACUGUGUUUUCUUCUGUCUCUCUAAUUUAGUGGCCAUAAUUUGCAGUUAAUUGAACCAUUCCAACCUAAUGCUUACCCAUAUUUCCUAGUUUUGUUUUAUUUAUUUAUUUGAACUUCUUGUUUUCAUGACUGAGGACUUUCACUUCUGUCUCAUUCAUCUGUUUGGAAACUUCUGACCUUACAGCCAAAAUUUUACUCAUUCUACUCAGUAUUCGUUGUGAUGCUGAAGUGUAAGAUACCUGCAAAUGUAAACACUACCACUUUUAUUAAUAAAAGCAAAUACAGUGUUUUAGGGCAUAUUUGCAUCACUAUAGUUGAGGUUGUGUCAGUAUUUCCAUUAUAAAGGGUCUAUAUCUUGGCACUAAAUUGCCCUAAGCUAAUCUUUGCCAUACAAGGCUACUGCUCUAGCAUGAUUUGGUGGGUUGGUUUUUAAACAGUUUCCAACACAAACUCUCGUUUCUGUUUUAAGUUAUACAACUGUUCCGUUGGAUGGGGGUUGGUUUAAAAAAAAAAAAAUACUGGUUCAAGAUUGUUUUUGGCACUUCUGUAACUCAGAAAUGGUUUUGAUUUAAAAACAUAACCUUUGGCAAGCCAGUAACCUACAAUAUGGUCUGAUCACUUUGGGUAUUUUGUAAAAAAUAAUAAUAAAUUGUAGAGAUGUUGUGGUUUCAAAAUCA
This is a messenger RNA of Gallus gallus (chicken), 21603 nucleotides long. RefSeq names its product GNAS complex locus (gene GNAS). Gene Ontology annotation, molecular function: beta-2 adrenergic receptor binding; ionotropic glutamate receptor binding; corticotropin-releasing hormone receptor 1 binding. Gene Ontology annotation, biological process: adenylate cyclase-activating dopamine receptor signaling pathway; sensory perception of chemical stimulus. Gene Ontology annotation, cellular component: heterotrimeric G-protein complex. NCBI's taxonomy places the organism in Eukaryota, Metazoa, Chordata, Aves, Galliformes, Phasianidae. The transcript has 8 exons. The coding region runs from base 17390 to 17914 and encodes 174 amino acids. The record is from RefSeq and is a predicted model, not a curated record.